CAAGCCUCUCUCAUCACUCUCAAGUGGGUGGUUUCUCUUCUUUUUCAAGCUCUCUCUUUCUCGUUGAUCUCUUCGCGUGUUGUCAGAGAGAGCGAGAGAGAGGAGAGGAAUCAAAGAAAAAGAUGACGAAACAGAAAGGCCGGAGCCUGAGCCUCUUCAUAUGCCUUUGCGUUGUGGUGGUGGCUCAGAACUUGGUCGUUCCUGCGGCGAGUGAGGCCAGCUUCGAGGACAAGAAGAACUACUACACUCCUGACCCUCGCAUUGGCACUCCUCCUACAGUUCCCCGCGUAAGUCCACCCCGCCGGACUUCGCCGCCGCGCGGGCACGUAGGCACGCCGCCCUACCAUGUGACCCCCACACCACCAACCGGAAACUGCGGAAACCCGCCGCCCGUCCCGACGCCAUCAACUCCUCGCGGCGGUGGCGGAUCUUACUAUAACCCACCCCCAUCAACUCCUGGCGGCGGCGGAUCUUACUAUAACCCGCCCCCAUCAACUCCUGGUGGUGGUGGUGGCGGCGGCGGAUCUUACUCUAACCCCCCGACUUCAGGUGGCACUCCACCAACUCCGGUGACUGUCUCCCCACCGACCACCCCCAUUAUUAUUCCGGGUACCCCCAGCGCUCCCACCAUUCCUACGCCCCCGUUUGAUCCGAGCUCGGAUCCCUUCACCGGGACAUGCAACUUCUGGAGGACCCACCCUACGGUGAUCUGGGGCUUGGUAGGGUGGUGGGCCACCGUGGGCGGCACGUUCGGCAUCACCAGCAUGCCCGGUUUCCCGGCGAACCUCAACUUGAUGCAAGCGCUCUCCAACACCCGGAACGAUGGCCUGGGCCAGCUUUACAGAGAAGGAACAGCUUCGUUCCUCAACUCCAUGGUCAAAACCCGGUUCCCUUACACCACCCACCAGGUCAGAGAGCACUUCACCACGGCGGUUGGCUCGAACUUGUCUGCGGCAGCUCAGGCCCGUCUCUUCCGGCUCGCCAAUGAAGGGCAUAUGAAGCCCAGGGAUUGAAAUGAACCAUAGCUGUGGAAAGACCUUUCUUUGAUGUUUCUAUGAAGGAUUGUUGUAUCAGCAGUUUGUGCGUCAAUUUGUGGUUUUUUUGUGGAUUGUUGGUUUGCUUUAAGCUUUAUUUCGGGUGUUAUAGAGCACUGAGAUGGAAAGUUUGUGGACAUUUUUAAUGCUUAAUGAAUGUUUUUUCUUCCAA
Molecule: messenger RNA, 1206 nt
Organism: Syzygium oleosum
Lineage: Eukaryota; Viridiplantae; Streptophyta; Magnoliopsida; Myrtales; Myrtaceae
Product: protodermal factor 1-like
Exons: 3
Coding region: 123-1013 (296 amino acids)
Source: RefSeq, a predicted model, not a curated record